GCUGCUCUGCCACUGGUGCUAACUCAUGCUGCCCCCCACCAGCACGCAACCAAGCAAGCCGCUGCCUCUGCAACCCAGACCAUCGCUGCCGCGCAGCACGCUGCCUCCUCCAACAAGAACCCUGCUGUGCAGCAGCAGCAGCUAGUACAGAGCUGCAAGGCGGUGGCAGAGCAAAUCCCAAUGCUGGUGCAGGGCAUGCGAGGAAGCCAGUCCCAGAUGGACAGCCCCAGUGCCCAGCUGGCUCUCAUUGUUGCCAGCCAGAACUUCCUGCAGCCUGGUGGGAAGAUGGUAGCCGCAGCCAAGGCCACAGUCCCCACCAUCAUGGACCAAGCCUCUGCGAUGCAGCUCAGCCAGUGCGCCAAGAACUUGGCCAUGGCUCUGGCCAAGCUCCGCACGGCCACCCAGAAGGCUCAGGAGGCGUGUGGACCCCUGGACAUAGACUCCGCACUGGGUCUUGUGCAGAGCCUGGAGAGGGACUUGCAGGAAGCUAAGGCAGCUGCCUGUGACAGCAAGCUCAAGCCUCUACCGGGAGAGACAAUGGAGAAGUGUACCCAGGACCUGGGGAACAGCACAAAAGCUGUCAGCUCUGCCAUUGCUCACCUCCUGGGAGAGGUGGCUCAGGGCAACGAGAACUACACGGGUACUGGUCUCCGUGCCGGGGCUGGGAGAGGGGAGGGGGCUGUGCUGGUAGCGACUGACCUUUCCACCCCCCCAGGGAUUGCUGCCCGAGAGGUGGCCCAGGCCCUGUGCUCGCUUGGCCAGGCUGCCCGCGGUGUGGCGGCUAGCACCCCCGACCUGCAGGUGCGGAAUGCCAUGCUGGAGUGCACUGGCUGCAUCAUGGAUAAAGCCAACAACCUCAUCGAGGAGGCGUGGAAAGCAGUGGCCAAGCCUGGUGACCCAGAGAGCCAGCAGCACCUGGCCCAGGUGGCCAAGGCGGUGUCGCAGGCCCUGAGCCGCUGUGUCAACUGUCUGCCAGGACAGCGGGACAUGGACGCUGCCAUCUGCAUGGUGGGAGAGGCCAGCAAGAGGCUGCUCGUGGAUGCGGUGAGCUGA
Molecule: messenger RNA, 1053 nt
Organism: Aquila chrysaetos chrysaetos
Lineage: Eukaryota; Metazoa; Chordata; Aves; Accipitriformes; Accipitridae
Product: talin-1-like
Exons: 6
Coding region: 181-1053 (290 amino acids)
Biological process (GO): platelet aggregation
Cellular component (GO): plasma membrane; focal adhesion
Molecular function (GO): actin filament binding; integrin binding
Source: RefSeq, a predicted model, not a curated record